Phalaenopsis equestris is the source of this 3423-nucleotide messenger RNA. RefSeq lists its product as uncharacterized. The coding region runs from base 88 to 3129 and encodes 1013 amino acids. The transcript has 14 exons. The record is from RefSeq and is a predicted model, not a curated record. NCBI's taxonomy places the organism in Eukaryota, Viridiplantae, Streptophyta, Magnoliopsida, Asparagales, Orchidaceae. Gene Ontology annotation, molecular function: glycosyltransferase activity.
CGCUCCCAUCCCCCUCCAAUCAUUAACCCCACUCCUCUUUCUAUACUUCGGCCCAGAUCUGGAUUUCUCCAAGAGAAGCGAGCGAGAAUGCGGAAGCUCUUUCCGCGGCGGCCGGCUCAGGCCGACGCGUGCUGUAACCCUACCUCCGGCGGGAGCAUGGCCAGCUCGGCUUGGCAGAUAGAACGAAGGGCCCGACCGCGAAAAGGGACGCAGUGGCAUACGCACUGGUUUUGGUUCGGGGUGACGAUGGUGGCGAUGAUGGUAGUUUGGUUGGUUUCUGCUCAGCUGAACUUAAUGGACGCCCUCGAGGUAUCUGGACGGCGGUUGGUCCCAGGCGGUGGCUCGCCGAGGAGGAGGCAGUUCGGCGCCGCCAUCCGAUUCCGUCCGACCGAUAUUUUGAAGAGGAUGGAGGAAGGUCGACGGCGGAUGGAUCGGAUGAGAUCUGAGGAGCGGCUGGGCAUUCGGCCACCAAGAUUGGCUCUCGUUGUUGGAAGUAUGGGCAAGGAUUCUCAGUCUCUUCUGCUGCUUACUAUGGGGGGAAGUCUUAAGGAGCUGGGCUACGUUCUUUCUAUAUAUUUUCAUUUUUUUUGUCGUGUCAAAAGAGAACAGGUCUUUGCAUUAGAGGAUGGAGAGGUUCACACAUUAUGGGAAAAUAUUGACUGUUAUGUGACUGUUUUGGGCUAUAAUCAUUCAAUCUUGAUUGACUGGACAAGAUUUGAAGGUGUCCUGUUUAGCUCCCUUGAAACGAAAAGAGUCAUCUCAAGUUUAAUGCAAGAUCCUUUCAGUUCCGUACCACUUAUAUGGCUUAUUCAGGAGGGCAACUUUAGUAAGCGGCUUUCCUCUUAUAUAGCCUUGCAAAAGAAAGAUCUUAUCACUGACUGGAGAAGUGCUUUCAGUAGGGCAAACGCUGUGGUGUUUUCAGACUACUCUCUACCAAUGAUAUAUGCUUCAUUAGAUACUGGAAACUUUUAUGUGAUUUCUGGAUCUCCAGCUGAUGUCUGGGCAGCAAAAAGACUCAUCAAAUCUCGUCGGCAUUCUUUACGGGAAGAGUAUGGAUUCCAUGAUGAUGAUCUAAUAAUUACUAUUAUUGGGAGUUAUUUUUUCUAUAAUGAUAUUCCAUGGAGCUAUGCUGCAAGCAUUUUAACUCUUCAGUUUAUGAAAAUUAUGAGAAUAAAUGAUCUUGGAGGAAAAUUGAAGUUUGCUUUCUUGUGUGGGAACACAACUGAUUCUUUUGGCUCUGAUUUUGAGAAGCUUGCUUCUCGUAUGGGUUUUCCUCUUAAUUCUAUAAAGCAUUAUGGUAUGGAUGGAGAUGUGAAUGGUGUUAUAAUGAUUGCUGAUAUAGUCCUAUAUGGGUCCUUCCAAGAGGAGCAGACCUUUCCGUCGCUUUUAGUGCGGGCCAUGUCUUUCCAAAUCCCAAUCAUUGUUCCUGAUUUCUCUAUCAUAACUAAAUAUGUUAAUGAUAAAAUACAUGGUCUAGUUUUCCGCCCUCAUGAUAUAGACACCUUGGCCAGUGCUUUUUUACUUCUUAUAGAAGAUAAAAGGCUGUCAAAACUGGCCCAUUCUAUUGCUUAUGAGGGGAGAUUAUUAGCUGAGAAUAUGUUCGUAUCAGAUUGUAUCAGCGAUUUCGCAAAUCUUAUAGAAAGUUUGCUUCAAUUUCCAUCGGAUUCAUUCCUUCCAGGGUCAAUUUCCCAAAUUAAGCAACAAACAUGGUCAUGGGAUUUGCUUGACAACGAAAAUUAUCAAAGCAACCUUCCUGCAAUCCAAAGAGAAAGCAUCAUAGAUAUACUCGAGGAAGAAUUACCUCGCAAAUCUCAAAUAAGUCCACUGGUCUUUAAUGAAUCUGCUUCACCGGAAUUUCCCACUCAAUUUGAUUGGGAUGAUAUCAGUCAGAUGGAAAUUGCUGAAGAUUUUGAGAGACUGGAAAUGGAGGAGAUCUCAGAAAGAAUAGAAAGAGAUUUGGGAUCUUGGGAGGAUCUAUAUCACAAUGCUAAAAAGUCUGAAAAGCUUGGAUUUGAAGCGAAUGAGCGUGAUGAAGGUGAACUGGAGAGGACCGGGCAAUCAUUGUGUAUCUAUGAAAUUUUCGAUGGGGAAGGAGUAUGGCCAUUUCUACACCAUGGCUCUCUAUAUCGUGGUAUAAGUCUUUCUAGAAGUGCUCGAAGGCCAAGAUCAGACGAUUUGGAUGCAAUUAGUCGGCUUCCAAUUUUAAAUAAUUCGUACUAUAAAGACAUCUUCUGUGAAUUUGGUGCCAUGCUUUCCAUUGCGAAUAAGGUGGACAGCAUUCACAAAAUACCUUGGAUUGGUUUUCAGUCAUGGCAUGCCUCAGGAAGGAAGGUUUCUUUAUCUGCUAAGGCUGAAGAAGUACUGGAGAAUGCAAUACGAGAUUCGAGCAAAAAGGGUGCUAUUUAUUAUUGGGUCCUGUUAGAUACGGAAUGGAAGAAUGUAAAAGGAAAUAGAAAUGGUGAUUUUUGGUCGUUGUGUGAUGUAAUGAACGCGGGAAAAUGCAGAAGCGCUUUUGAGAGUGCCUUCAGGUCCAUGUAUGGGAUACCCCUCCAAAUCUCUAGCUUGCCUCCAAUGCCUUCUGAUGGUGGCCAUUGGUCUGCUCUUCACAGCUGGGUGAUGCCAACGUCCUCAUUUCUGGAAUUCAUCAUGUUCUCAAGAAUCUUUGUCGAUUCGCUUGAUGGCUUGUUCCGAGAAGGGAACUACAGCUCCAUUUCUUGUUUUCUCGGAUCCUCUGAGCUUGAGGGAAGGCAUUGCUAUUGCCGCAUGCUCGAAGUUCUCGUGAACGUCUGGGCUUAUCAUAGCGCACGAAGAAUGUUUUACGUCAACCCAAACUCUGGGGACCUCGAAGAACAUCAUCCGAUCAUGAAACGGAGAAUGUGGGCAAAAUAUUUUAGCCCUGAAUUGAUUAAAAAGAUGGACGAGGAUUUGGCGGAGGAAGCGGACGACGCAAUGAACCCUAAUGUGGGGUGGCUAUGGCCUUUAACCGGAGAAGUGCAUUGGCAGGGGGUGUUGGAUAGAGAGAGGGAGGAUAGGUAUAGGAAGAAGAUGGACAAGAAAAGAAAGAUUAAGGAGAAGUUGUUAGAUAGACAUAAAUAUGGAUACAAACAAAGAGCUCUUGGAAAUUCCUAAAGAUGAAACAAGAGAGGAUAAUUACAUGCAUAGCAAUCAAAAUAUUGUUAUUUAUAAAACUAGCACCCCGGGGUCGAUCUUUUGAGCUGCCGAAUCGAAGCAGUUUACACUUGCCACCAGGAUGACACAAUAAUGCCGUGGGAACUUGGUAAAAAUGCAAAAGAUGGGUUGGGGGUUUUACUGUGAAUUUUGAUGUUUGAGAGAGAAUUUGAAGAAAUGGUGCUAGUUUUGUAAAUAGCGAUGUUUUGCUACUAUAUAUGUAACCAUCAACAAAAAAAAAAAAAAAAAAAAAAA